AUGAACGUAGCACGACGCUUUGGAGCGAGGCUGGUCCAACGCCUGGGUUGCAGAUGGCUGGCAACGGAGGCAACCGCGUCACCUAAGAGUGCUGCUGGUGCUGCUUCUGGUAGUGGUGCUGUUGGAAAGUUGUCGGAUCUGCUGCCGCCUUUGCGGGUGGCCGUCACCGGUGCUGCCGGACAAAUCGGCUACCAACUUGUAACCCGCAUCGCUUCGGGAGAAAUGUUGGGAAAGAAUCAGCCGAUACAUCUCAGCUGCAUUGAGACGCCACAAGGCAUGAAGGCGCUUCGUGGCGUCGUUAUGGAACUGGAGGAUUGUGCGUUUCCGCUGCUAAAGAGCGUCAGUGCGACAGACCAGGUGGAUAAGGGCUUUGCGGAUGCAGACUUUGCGAUUCUGGUCGGUGCAAAGCCUCGAGGGCCUGGCAUGGAGCGCCGCGAUCUGCUGGCCUCUAACGCGCAGAUAUUUGCUGAACAAGGUCGGGCACUGAACAAGGUAGCGUCGCGUGAGGUCCGAGUCCUCGUCGUCGGGAACCCCGCGAACACCAACGCGCUGGUGGCGGCAGCAAACGCUCCGGAUAUUUGGGCAGAGCAGAUUACCGCGAUGAGCCGCCUCGAUCAGAAUCGCGCUAUCACGCAGCUUGCGCUGAAGAUGCACUGUGAUGUCGCCGAGGUGGAGCGUGUCAUCAUCUGGGGUAAUCACUCGACGACGCAGUACCCAGAUCUGUCACAUGCCCUGGUACGCGGCGAAUGGAUCCGUCCACGCAUCGAUGAAGACUGGUACAGAAACGAGUUCAUCCCUCGGAUUCAGAAACGCGGUGCGGAGGUGAUUGAGGCUCGUGGUGCCAGUUCAGCCGCAUCUGCGGCUAAUGGAGCAAUCGAUCAUAUGCGGGAUCUGUGGCUCGGCGCUGGUAAUAAGUGGCUGUCUAUGUCGGUGCCAAGUGAUGGCUCGUAUGGAAUCGAUGCAUGUCUCUGGUAUUCCGUGCCCUGCCUCUGCCCUGGUGCACAUUUUCGUCGUAUCUUGGAGCUCCCGGUCGACGAGUUCAGUGCCAGCAUGAUGGAGCGCACACGAAAAGAACUUAUUGAAGAGCGGGACGCGGUCAGACAUUUAUUGCCAAGAGACUACGAGCGGAUCAUAAGCAUGUCGAAUCCCCUUGCUCGCAGCCAACAGCCCAAGCAGUCUGCAUCGAUUCCGGUUGCUGAUUCCGCCAGCAAUGACACACAAGCGAGCAUGAAAGCUGUAGGAUCCGGCAAGAGAAAAUAA
This is a messenger RNA of Cyanidioschyzon merolae strain 10D, 1260 nucleotides long. Its product is annotated as malate dehydrogenase, mitochondrial precursor. Gene Ontology annotation, molecular function: L-malate dehydrogenase (NAD+) activity. Gene Ontology annotation, biological process: malate metabolic process; oxaloacetate metabolic process; tricarboxylic acid cycle. The transcript has a single exon. Bases 1 to 1260 code for a protein of 419 amino acids. The record is from RefSeq and is a predicted model, not a curated record. NCBI's taxonomy places the organism in Eukaryota, Rhodophyta, Bangiophyceae, Cyanidiales, Cyanidiaceae.